Messenger RNA from Magnusiomyces paraingens, 1491 nucleotides. RefSeq lists its product as uncharacterized. The record is from RefSeq and is a predicted model, not a curated record. Gene Ontology annotation, molecular function: protein binding. The transcript has a single exon. The coding region runs from base 1 to 1491 and encodes 496 amino acids. Lineage: Eukaryota; Fungi; Ascomycota; Dipodascomycetes; Dipodascales; Dipodascaceae. Gene Ontology annotation, cellular component: nucleus.
AUGAAUACCUCUUCACAGAACCAAACUAAUGAAGAUCAAUUACAUUUUGGAGGUGGAAAUUCUUUUUCAUCUUCAUAUGGCCCACCCCAGGUUUACCCUUCAGAAAACCAAACACAACAGUCAUCACAAUCUCAACAUAAUCAAACUAUUCCCACAAAUGGAACAAAAUCAGCAUCUUCAUCUCCUGGCUAUUCCCAGUAUCCCUAUCAAUAUUCUCAGUCAACACAGCAACAACAGUUGUCACAAACACUACAGAACCAGCCGCCACAGUUGCCCCCUAUUAAUUUAAAUCAAUCUACGUCUUUUAAAGGGCAUUUCGAAUCACAUUGGCCCCUAUAUUCGGUAGAUUGGGCUCAUUGUGGACCUACAGAUUUAAAUAUCAUUGCCGUCAGUACUUAUUCGGAAGAUAUCACUAAUAAAAUUCAAAUAGUGCAAGCAUCACCUUCUGUUCAACCUAGUACGGGACUUGUUCUUCCCAAAUCACUUGAUUUUUUUCCUCCAGUAGAGUUUUCAGUACCUUAUCCUUGCACACGACUUGCAUGGGCGCCUUCAUCUUAUGUGGCCUCGUCGUCAUCAAUGCCUCUUAUUACUACUGGUGAUUGUCUAAGGCUUUGGAAUUAUAAUACUGAUACCAGACAACUUUCACAACGCUGUGCUUUAGUCAAUAAAGCAAAAUCAAGUUACAUGCCCCCUAUUACAAAUUUUGAUUGGAAUUCUGUGGAUCCUUCAAUUGUGAUCACUAGUUCUAUUGACACUACAUGCACUAUUUGGGAUAUAGCCUCUUCAACAGCAAGAACACAACUUAUCGCUCACGAUAGUGAAGUCUAUGACGUUGCUUUUGUCUAUAACUCUACUAAUAUAUUUGGUUCUGUUGGUGCCGAUGGAUCAGUAAGAAUGUUUGACCAGCGCGCUUUAGAUCAUUCCACAAUUAUUUAUGAUCCUUCAAACCCAGUGCCGUUAUUGAAAAUCGAAGCAAAUCCCAGGGAUUCUAAUAGUCUUGCGAUUUUAGCUUCAGAUGCAAACGAUGUUCACCUCCUUGAUAUUCGCAUGCCUGGUGGUCCAGUUGCUUCUUUGAACGGACAUCAGCGAUCCAUCAAUACAAUAAGAUGGGCACCCCCCUCAGCUGUUCCCCGACCUGGUGGUUCUAGUCCUGGCUCUUCAAACAUAUCUGAAUCCGGUAAUGCCCCUACAAUAAAAAGUUUUAGGCACGUCAUUGUAUCUGGAUCUGAUGAUUGCCAAGCUAUUGUUUGGGAUGCCAGCACAACUGUACAAUUCCCUAUUUCUGCUACUCCAUUAAACCAUACAUCUGGAGGGGCAGGAUCAUCAACAUCUAGUAAUGGCUCUGUUUUGAAUUCUGGAAAUAAUAAGGAAAACUAUUCCAUUAUUGCGGCCUACACUCAUAACCAUGAAAUCAAUGGGGUAACCUGGAGUCGUGAUGGAUCCUGGAUUGGGCUGACUGCUGGAAGAGGUUUACAAGCAGUCUGUUUAUGA